Molecule: messenger RNA, 2244 nt
Organism: Acomys russatus (golden spiny mouse)
Lineage: Eukaryota; Metazoa; Chordata; Mammalia; Rodentia; Muridae
Gene: Cdk5r2
Product: cyclin dependent kinase 5 regulatory subunit 2
Exons: 1
Coding region: 147-1253 (368 amino acids)
Biological process (GO): positive regulation of cyclin-dependent protein serine/threonine kinase activity; activation of protein kinase activity; brain development
Cellular component (GO): cytoplasm; protein kinase 5 complex
Molecular function (GO): cyclin-dependent protein serine/threonine kinase activator activity; protein kinase binding
Source: RefSeq, a predicted model, not a curated record
GGCGCAACAGAGCGGCUCUUUACCCCGCCCGUCCCCGCGCCCGGGCCGGGGCUAGGCCCCCCACCGCCGGGUCCCCCGGGGCUGCAGCAGCAGCGGCGCCGCCCGCGGUUCCCGCUGGGGCCCGGGCGCCGGCCCCGCUCUGCAGGAUGGGCACGGUGCUGUCUCUUUCCCCUGCUUCCUCGGCCAAGGGCCGGAGGCCGGGAGGGCUGCCGGAGGAGAAAAAGAAGGCGCCGCCUGCGGGGGACGAGGCGCUGGGGGGCUACGGCACGCUGCCGGCGGGCAAGGGCGGCAAAGGCGAGAGCCGGCUCAAACGGCCGUCCGUGCUCAUCUCUGCGCUCACCUGGAAGCGCCUGGUGGCAGCCUCAGCCAAGAAGAAGAAAGGCAGCAAAAAGGUGACGCCCAAGCCAGCGUCCACUGGUCCCGACCCUUUGGUCCAGCAGCGCAAUCGGGAGAACCUUCUCCGCAAGGGCCGCGACGGCUCUGACGGUGGCGGAGCAACCAAGCCCCUGGCCGUGCCGGUGCCCACAGUGCCCGCGGCUGCUGCCACCUGCGAGCCCCCGUCGGGGGGCAGCGCGGCCGCCCCGCCGCCAGGCUCCGGCGGGGGAAAGCCGCCGCCGCCGCCACCCCCAGUUCCACAGGCGGCACCACCGGCGCCGGGAGGCUCGCCGCGGCGGGUCAUCGUGCAGGCGUCCACCGGCGAGCUGCUACGCUGCCUCGGCGACUUCGUGUGCCGACGCUGCUACCGCCUCAAGGAGCUGAGCCCGGGCGAGCUGGUGGGCUGGUUCCGCGGCGUGGACCGCUCGCUGCUGCUGCAGGGCUGGCAAGACCAGGCCUUCAUUACGCCCGCCAACCUGGUGUUCGUGUACCUGCUGUGCCGCGAGUCGCUGCGCGGGGACGAGCUGGCGUCGGCAGCCGAACUGCAGGCCGCCUUCCUCACCUGCCUCUACCUCGCCUACUCUUACAUGGGCAACGAGAUCUCUUACCCGCUCAAGCCCUUCCUCGUGGAGCCCGACAAGGAGCGCUUCUGGCAGCGCUGCCUGCGCCUCAUCCAGCGGCUCAGCCCGCAGAUGCUGCGGCUCAACGCCGACCCCCACUUCUUCACGCAAGUCUUUCAAGACCUCAAGAACGAGGGAGAGGCCGCGGCAGGCACCGGGGGUCCACCGAGCGGAAGCGCGUCCUCCACCUCCUCCUCGACCGCCAGGGACAGCUGCGCGACCGGAGCCAAGCAUUGGACUAUGAACUUGGACCGCUAGGGAUUCCCUGGGGCCGUACCCGCCCCCCUGCCCCUGCCCCUCACACACACCCGGAACCCCCGGGACCAUCAAGCCACCGCCGCUAUUACCGCUGCUCUAUGCCCAGGCUGGGCCGAGGAGGAGCCGCCCCUGCCCCGCAGGGGAAGGUGGAGGCUAGGACGCCAGAGGCCGCGGUGUCUGGAUUUGCUGGGCGUGGGGUGGGCGUGGGGGAUGAUCGCGGGAAGGGCACCCCCAACUUCGUUCACCCUUUCCGUCUGUUUGCGCCUCCAUCUUUCCAUUUCUGCCCGGGUCUCCCUCUUCCUUGCUGUGGGUAUCUCAAAGUCCACCACCCUGGGUUUGUCCAGUUCCUCACCUUUCUGUGUGUAUUCAUCUUUCUUCCUGUCUACAGCUCCUUCUCUUUGCCUUUCCAUUGGGAUUCCCUGGCUUUACCCUUCUCCACCUUACCCCCAGCCUGAUGCUACCCCAUGGCCCUCCCCCUUUCGCCCGAACCUGUGUUUCCAUGUACCCUUCUUGUUCUUUUUCCUUCCUCUGGUUAUAUGUCACCACCUCCCCUCCUAUCUGCCUUCACUCUCUGCUUGUGUCAUCCUGCACCCGACCCCCCCCCCCCCAGACUCUACACUCCUUUCCCCAGAUAAAAAGACCCUUAGUUUUUUAUUUGGAUAGACUAAAGUGGACAGGAGACUGCAGUCCCAGGUGCCCAGGCAAAGAUCAGGGUGAUCCUUUCCCUCACCCCCACUGCCUCUCCCCUCCCCACCUUUCCAACGUGUUGCAUGCUGGGAGUUGAGGGGAAAGGGGCUGCUGCCUUCAUUCUGGAGGCUGAGAUUUGAGGGCAAGAUCCAACCGGGUAGACGACCCCGCUUGCAGCGGUGGUGUCUUCCCCGUGAAUGGGUAGAAAGAGAAAGAAAACGCUUCUUAUUCGGGGGGAGGGGCGUUCUCUUCCUUUUCUUUAGAUUUCUUCUUAUAUCCCUUCUUCCCCACACUUUAAUUUAUU